Molecule: messenger RNA, 990 nt
Organism: Strigops habroptila (Kakapo)
Lineage: Eukaryota; Metazoa; Chordata; Aves; Psittaciformes; Psittacidae
Product: alanine aminotransferase 2-like
Biological process (GO): viral process; biosynthetic process
Molecular function (GO): L-alanine:2-oxoglutarate transaminase activity; pyridoxal phosphate binding
Source: RefSeq, a predicted model, not a curated record
AUGCGUAUGCUGCGGGCACAGACAAAGAAACAGGGACGCGCCUUGCAGCAGCUGGGCGAAACCCCGCCCCCUGUGGCGCAGCCAAAUUGGAACUUGAUUGUGAAGGACUGUGUGCUAAGUGGCGUAACCCUAGAAGCCCUACCCGCGGCCACGCCUCCACAGGCGUUCCCUGUUCAGGUUGGGCCACAAGGAGGAGCUAUGUGGACGCCCCUGGACGCUAAGUUGGUUCAGGCCCUUCACAAGGCAAUAAAAGAGGAAGGACUGGAUUGUCGGACGCCCUCGCAACCCGUGGUGGCACUGUGUACAUACCCAAACCUGUUGGACAGCCCAAGUUUUCCAGAAGAUGCCAAAAAGCGAGCCAGACGGAUCUUGCAGGGUUGUGGAGGAAACAGCUUAGGAUCUUACACUGCCAGUCCAGGUAUAAAUUGUAUCCGUGAAGAUGUUGCUUCAUAUAUUGGAAGAAGAGAUGGAGGGGUUCCUGCAGAUCCAGAUAACAUAUAUCUUACCACUGGGGCAAGUGAUGGUAUUACUACCAUUUUAAAGAUCCUGGUCUCAGGAGGUGGAAAAUCCCAAACAGGAGUGAUGAUCCCUAUACCACAGUAUCCCUUAUAUUCAGCAGCCAUUCUAGAUGCUGUCCAGGUGAACUACUAUUUGGAUGAAGAAAAUUGCUGGGCUCUAGAUGUGAAUGAACUUUGCCGUUCCUUGAAGGAAGCUAAGGCAUACUGCAAUCUGAAAGUCCUCUGCAUCAUCAACCCCAGAAAUCCCACAGGACAGGUGCAAAACAAAAAGUGCACUGAAGAUGUGAUACACUUUGCUUGGGAAGAGAAACUUUUUCUUCUGGCUGAUGAGGUUUACCAGGACAAUGUGUACUCUGAAGGAUGCCAGUUUCAUUCUUUCAAAAAGAUUCUGUAUGAGAUGGAACCCGAGUGCUAUAACAAUGUUGAGCUGGCCUCUUUUCACUACACCUCUAAGGGAUACAUGGGUGAGUAA